Molecule: messenger RNA, 1976 nt
Organism: Oncorhynchus masou masou (cherry salmon)
Lineage: Eukaryota; Metazoa; Chordata; Actinopteri; Salmoniformes; Salmonidae
Product: FUN14 domain-containing protein 1-like
Exons: 5
Coding region: 74-532 (152 amino acids)
Biological process (GO): autophagy of mitochondrion
Cellular component (GO): mitochondrial outer membrane
Source: RefSeq, a predicted model, not a curated record
ACUAUGCAAACCGUGUAUCCCAUCACGCCUGUGACAGCAUUUGUCAACAACAUUCAAGUCAAGACACUCCAAAAUGGCGGAUCGUGAAGAGGACCCAGAGAAUGAGGACACAUAUGAGGUGGUCGACCUGACACAAUAUGCUAGGCGUCAACAAUGGUGGGGCUGCCUAUUUGGUGGGAACAAUUCGGGUCCUAUGGCUGAGAAGUAUUCGGUGGCCACACAAAUAGCACUGGGUGGUGCGAGUGGCUGGUGUGCAGGAUAUCUUUUCCAGAAGGUGGGGAAGAUCGCAGCCACUGCUGUGGGUGGAGGAUUCCUAUUGUUACAGAUAGCCAACCACAGUGGAUAUGUGCAGGUGGACUGGAAGAGAGUGGAGAAGGAUGUCAACAAAGCCAAGAGGCACCUGAAGAAGAAAGCCGACAGGGCUGUACCAGAGCUCAACUCUUUUAUCGACCAGUCCACAGAGUUUGUGAAGACAAACAUUAUCGUCACCAGUGGAUUCUUUGGAGGCUUCUUGCUUGGGCUGGCAUCCUAAGAACACAACAGGGGCCUGCAGUUUUAGAUAAGAAUCACUUGAGAGGUCUGGCUGUGAAGUGAAAUGCCCUUUUAAAAACGUGGUGGGAACAACAAGAACAGAUGCACAGCACAAUAUAUCAAAUUGAGCCAAUUACACAACCCGCAAAAAAGGUAUUGUUGUUGUAAAUACUCUGUAAUGUGUACUUACUAUGCUGUUUCACAAUACCUACCUGUCUACCUACCAUGUAAUUGCAUGGUUUUAGCACCACCUGAUAGAAACUGGAAUCAAGAUAUCCUGCUGCUCCACCGUAUAAACAAAACCGUGUUUCUAGCUAGGCUUUAGCCCCCAAUUCAAGGCAAUUGGGUACAACCCAAAAGGAACUAGCCAGUGGGUCCUGUGGGAAACGCUGGUCUACAAAACAGUUAUUAAUCAAAAUGCGAUAAGGGCACACAGGUGUUGCGACCCUGUAGAUGGGGAUCCAGUGUUGCUGGCUCACUCUGAUUCAUAUAUUCAUCAUAUGAAAGAUAGAAACAUACUCACUUUCAAUGGCGUUGAGCUGCUGCUGGAGAUGGACGUAUGUACAUGUGUAAAAAGGACAGGAAGAUGCAAAACACUGCGAUUGAUGCUGUAUUUAUUCAGAUCGACUGUGUGAUCUUCAGCAGAACUUUAUGCAUGUGUACAGUAUAUGUACAGUGUACUGUUGCACUUGUUACACACACACACACACACACACACACACACACACACCUAAUUGGGCUGCAAUGUGAACUUAUUGAUUACAUUUGAGUCUAGUUCUUUCAAGUGUUUUCUGGUCAAUAUAGUCCUACUCCGCAAGUAUACCCAAGUCAUGCAGUGCACAAUAUAUGCCCUUUUCAUUCAUUUGUAUGAGUUAAUACUUCAAUCACAUUAUAUUUAUUGAGUUAGGAUUACCAUGACUAUCUUUAUUUUGCCUUUACCAGCGGUGCAAUAUUUGCUUGGAGGUAAUUUAGCCUCUUUUGUGUUUUCUCUUUCACAGGAAAGCAAUUUACCUUUGUUAUUGAAUUACAAUGCUGUUGUACUUUGUGUAUAUAUUCUUAAUAUAAAAGACCAAAUGCAACCAACAAUCAUGGCUUUCUUUAUUUCAAAUGAAAGAAUAGGCCUAUGUCUGUGUCAAGUUUAGCUUUAAAAAAUAGAUUUUAAAAAACAUUGUAUCACAGCGCCUCUACUAUUUCUAAAGAUCUAACUUACCUGUACUGUAUAUAUGAAUAUGUAUGUAUAGUGUGUAAAUUCUAUUUUUGUUGUCUCUUGGUGUCUCCUAUAUAUUACUUAUUUUUUAUUUAGUGUAAUGUAUUUAAUUUAAAAUCUUAUAUUGUUCUUGUCUAUUACUGUUCUGUACUUUGUCAUGUAUUUGAGUGUUUUAUGUGGACUCCAGGAAGAGUGCAGUAGCUAAUAGGGAUCCCAAUAAACUAAACUUCCUUCAGUA